AUGAAAAAAUCCCCGUACGACGAGAUAGAAGGGAUUUUAGUAAAAUGGUUUAAAGAGGCUCGUGACUCUAAUGUACCUGUAAAUGGCACCAUAUUAAGAGAAAAAGCUCAAGAAAUCGCCGAUAGACUUGGUUUAAAAGACUUUACAGCUUCCAAUGCCUGGAUUGACCGGAUGAAAAAAAGACAUAAUCUUGUGUAUAGAUCGCUCUCCGGAGAAUCAUCAAGCGUGGAUGCAGCUACAAUAGAAGAAUGGAAGAAAAAUUUACCAAAUUUGACCAAAGGAUACAAGCCAAAGGACGUAUUCAAUGCGGACGAGACCGGACUUUUCUUUAACCUUCUGCCGGAUAAAAGUUACGUUUCUAAGGGAGAUUCCUGCCACGGAGGGAAGAUGUCAAAAUUGCGUCUUACAGUUUUACUAUGCUGUUAUUCUGAUGGAAGUGAGAAGGUGACUCCACUCGUUGUUGGAAAAUCACGCAAACCACGAUGCUUUAAAAACGUGAGAAGUUUCCCAACAAAUUAUGAAGCAAACAAAAAAGCUUGGAUAACAAAAGCCCUUUUCGAAGACUUUUUGCAGAAACUGAAUAAAAAGAUGAAAUUUCAGAACCGCAAAAUAAUUUUGUUCAUCGAUCAAUGCAGUGCACAUCCGGAUUUGCAGCUAUCUAAUGUGCGUGUUGAGUUUUUUCCUGCAAACUGUACAAGCAAAUUACAGCCUUGUGAUCUCGGCAUUAUUCGAUCAUUUAAGGUUUUUUACAGAAAGCAACUUGUCCGGAAAGCUGUAGCUGAACUAGAGAACGGAAACCUAAAUGACGCCUGCAAACUAAAGUUAAGUGUUCUGGAGGCUAUGCAUUUUAUUUCUGCUGCUUGGAGAAGCGUUACACAAAAGUGCAUUUCCCACUGUUUUGAAGAAAGCGGAAUCGUAGCUUCUAAUGAACCGUUAACAGAUGCAGGAUUAGAUAGACUAGACUCGGAGAAUGACAAUGAAACAGUUAGCUAUGACUUCGACGAGUACAUCCGAGAAAACUUAGCAACAUGCGAAGCUGAGAGAACCACUGCUCCAUCCGUGGACGAUGUUAUGGACUUUUCAUCCGCCGAUGAAAUGAACAAGAAGAAACAGAAGCACAGCCCGUUCCUUCUUUCAACACAGCAUUGA
Molecule: messenger RNA, 1149 nt
Organism: Parasteatoda tepidariorum (common house spider)
Lineage: Eukaryota; Metazoa; Arthropoda; Arachnida; Araneae; Theridiidae
Product: tigger transposable element-derived protein 6
Cellular component (GO): nucleus
Molecular function (GO): DNA binding
Source: RefSeq, a predicted model, not a curated record